AUUUAUGCGUAUAAAAGUGUAGGCGUGCGGUUAAAGCUUUGUAGUAUAGUAUAUAUUAUCUGUGUAAUGAUAAAAGGCUUGUCCAGGUAAAUCUAUACGCGACAUCAUGGAGACACAAGAAGAUACGAUAUAUAUUCAGGGUAUGCCCAAGAAUGUCACAGCAGAUGAGAUCAAUAAAUUCUUCAGUCAAAUCGGUGUCAUCAAGUGGGAUAAAGGCAAGCGUGAGCCGAAAAUCUGGAUGUACACAGACAAGGAGACAGGCGAAGGAAAGGGAGAAUGUACUGUAACUUACGAUGACCCACCAACGGCACCUAUGGCGAUUGAGUGGUUUAACGGCAAGAAAUUUGCCGAUACAGAUUUGAUUCUGACCGUUGCGCUUGCAAAGAGGAAAGCCUGGGACGGUGGGGGUCGUGGUGGAGGUGGUCGUGGUGGCCGUGGGGGGGGCCGGGGCGGUGGUGGUGGUGGGCGUGGUGGCCCCGGCGGUGAGGACUGGAACUGUCCUGAUUGUGGUAACGUGAACUUUGCCAAACGCUUCAAAUGCAAUAAGUGUGGCAUUCCCAAACCUGGAGGUGGAGGUGGUUUCGGGGGCGGGGGUGGUGGCGGCGGCCGGUUUGCAGACGAUUGGAUGUGCCCGAAUUCAGGGUGUGGAAACAGUAACUUCGCCAAGCGAACAGAAUGCAACAAAUGUGGCACACCGAAACCCGGAGGUGGGGGUGGAGGUGGCUACGGCAGGGGCGGCGGUAGCAGAGGCGGUGGUGGUCGAGGAGGCGGCUACGACAGGGGUAGUGGGGGCAACUCCGGGAACAACGACCGUGGAAGCGGUGGAAACUCUGGCUACUAUGACAGAGGCAGCGGCGGUAAUUCCGGAUAUGGUGGUGGUGGUGGUGGUGGUGGUGGUGGUUAUGGUGGCAGAGAUAGAGAUCGGGAGGAUAGGCGAUCAGACCGCCGAGACCGACCGUACUGAGUGGGACAUGUUGGACGUACACACACACACAUACACGCACCCCUCUGGCACGGUUCAUAUGGUAGGAGUUUUAAACGGCACCCCGGAGUUGGACAGGAGGAAUAGGGUGACUCGGAUUUGGAUUAAAUAGUUACUCGUGGUGUUGUGAGAAUGACGCGCUUCUCGUUUAUUAUAUUUGAUGGUUGACGGUUUUCAUAAGCUGUGGUUAAAGUCAUUCUUCAACACUUAUCUUUAUCGCAUUUUAGAUCUAAUGACUAUGGCCGUGUAUUUUUUAUAGACCUUGAAAACCCAUUGAAUUCCAGCAUAUGGUAGACGUUAAUGUAGAUCAUUUCGAUCCUGCGUAUAAAAAGUUUUCGGAUUUGAUUAAUAUAGAUGUAC
Molecule: messenger RNA, 1342 nt
Organism: Sphaeroforma arctica JP610
Lineage: Eukaryota; Ichthyosporea; Ichthyophonida
Exons: 6
Coding region: 107-964 (285 amino acids)
Biological process (GO): regulation of DNA-templated transcription
Cellular component (GO): nucleus
Molecular function (GO): transcription coregulator activity; RNA binding
Source: RefSeq, a predicted model, not a curated record